Molecule: messenger RNA, 7869 nt
Organism: Lineus longissimus
Lineage: Eukaryota; Metazoa; Nemertea; Pilidiophora; Heteronemertea; Lineidae
Exons: 10
Coding region: 119-1483 (454 amino acids)
Source: RefSeq, a predicted model, not a curated record
CAUGGAGAGUCGGAUCGAUGUUAACAACAUUACACAGGAACCGUCUACUGUGUCAUCCGUCUGAUUUCAUGUAUUCGCAUGAUUUAGCCGUCCAAAGUGGUGAUAUCAGUGGCUGACCAUGGCUCCGGUGACAUUCUGUGGAGUUUGUACAUACUGUGGUAUCAUUUUGUGUCUUUUGACUGUGCUUUUAGUUGAGAAAGUGAAUUCCUCUGCAACAUGUCAGGAGAAAUAUUUAGAUGGACAAACACCGGAUACCAAACAUAUAGUUACAGUUGGGGAAAAGAUAACACUCAGAUGUGAUUUGUCUGCGGUCAACGAAACAACGGAUGUGGUCUACUGGAAGAAUGAUGAAGCCGUGAUGUCCGAGGAUGGUGGUGUAAUUCCAAAAUUUCAGUCUAAAUUCAAUGUAUCUUAUGGGAAGAAUGCGAAAGGGAUACUUCUCUACACAAUCUCAUGGAUAGCAGAGUUAGACGAUGCAGGGAGUUAUAACUGUACAUGCUCAACAGGUGGAAUAAGAUUCAGAGUUUGGAUUAGGCGCCCCUGUAAUACGGUGGAUAACGUUUUGUCCAAUGGUACAUCUGUGGAAGUUCUUGAUUUCCUCUCAAAUAACACCCGUGUCAAAGAUGUAGCAUAUAAGGAUAGUUUUAACUUCAGUAUUGCACUCGACUGCAAUUGCACUUGGCCAGAGGUUAACAGGACUUUCAAUGGUGUAUGGUAUACUAAUGACACAGACACAGCAUCAGUCUGUGGGAGCGGUUGUACGGAAAUAGAAGAUGUUCAGAUGGCUAACAUCACCGGUUAUCAGGACACUUCGCUAACACCGAUUGGUUGCUACACUGGGAAAGGUUCUGUGACAUAUCGGUACAGAAAUGUCUUCGGCAGUAUUCACCCGAACAUAACCUGUACUCCGGAGAUGAUGAAUAGAGUAUACAACUUCUAUAUCAAUGAGGCGCAGAGCACCAAGCAGAGAACACUCAUGAAGAUUCGUUGUGGUGGUUGUACCAAUGAUUCUAGUGUGUCUGCAACUAGCUACGUGUGUAUGAUCACAGGCCCUAUCAUGGGUUGCUGCCUGGUAGGCAUGAUCAUACUGAUAGUCAUCUUAAGGUGUUGGGAUAAAAUUGAUUGCUGCUGCAUAACUCAAGAAACCUGUCCAGCUCCUGAUCCCAAAAAAAUAGCAACUGCAGCUGUGAAAAAGGUUCUCAUAGCCAAAAUUGUCUUUGGCAUCUGCUUGGGCACAGGGGCGGUAUGCUUAAUUGCCCUUUUGGUUCAGAGUGUCAGCGAUAGUAAUUGCAAGAUACCAUCGUCAAGGGCAUGUGCUUGUGCAAAAUGCGAAUGUGCAUUGCCACAAUCAGACCUCAUUGCGGCGUCCUGUGUCGGCGUUCUGACCGGUGGAGUAAUUAUCGUCUCCAGCAUCUUUUUAGCAAAAGUGUUCUUGCCAACAGGUCAUUUAUCUUGCACCGGGACGCAAGAAACCUAUAUAUAGUAGAGAAAAUAGCCAACAUCCUCUACUGCACCUGGGGCAGUCGGAGACAUGUAAAUACACUGAUGAGCAGACAAGUUCUUGUUUAGUUCAGCAAGAUGAAAACGACAUACUUAAAAACGAUGAAAAUGAAAACACUUGAUUGCGCUCCCUUCAGGUGUUGUCAAAUGUUUUCAGCAUCGAGUGCAACAACGGUCUUUUUGACACAGCACCAAAUAAAUCGGUCAACAACCAAACCCACAUCAUCAACAGGCACUGAGCAUCACCGACGAUUGACUAAUGAUGAUGACGAUGUAAAGAUAAUAAAAAAAAUAUUUUAGCCUUGGGCACACAUGACAGACAAAACAUUGUUCUUGGUGAAAAUCUCCAUAUUUUUGAAAAAUCAUUGUUGUGGAACGUUUGUCUUUGUUUUGUCAUUUUGCUCGUUGUUUGCGAAUUACUUUACUGUAAACCUGGCAAUAUUCAGGGUCAAUUCAUUACAUUUUCAUGAAAUCGCGAUCUGGAUUUAAUUUUAGUGAGAUUUUUAGCUCACCUGGGUGAGCCUAUGUUGUCACGUCUUGUCCGUCGUCUGUCUGUUGUUCGUUGUCCGUCAACAAUGGUGGCACGUUUGCUCACUGUCGAGUCUAGAAAGUUGAAACUUGGUGUGUGGAUGUCUUAUGACAACAUGACGUGACACACAAUAAAUCAUCGCCGUAUAACCUACUUUCUGGGCUCCAAAAGUGGCCAUCUUUGAAAACUUUAUUUUGGCAAUAUCUAAUGAAUGUUGAUAGAUGUAGCUAGAACCAUGACAUUUUUACUGUCAAUACUUCUGAUGAGACUUCUUGACACAAUAUCCAAGUUUUUUGAUUUGGCCUACUUUUGAAGGUCGCAUGUUCAAACCCUAAAAUUUCAGCAAAGGUGGCGCAUUUCGUCAUCAAUUGUCUUAGACUCUUCAAAUUUGGUAUGUAGAUACCUAUUGGGCAUCUGAACAUAUCAACAAAACUCAGGUCAGUGUGACCUACUUUUCAGGUGUAAGUAGGCCAGGUCAUAAAACCUCAAUGUCACUCGUAUAUCAAGACUCCUUCACUGUGUGACCUUCAAAGUGUCAUUGUAUAUCAUUGAUUGAUAAUGGAUAUGAUCAAGCUUAACAUUGUGCUGAUAACAUUAUGACCUUGACCUAGUUUCCAAGGUCAGAAAGGCCAAACUCUAAAAUUUCACUACUAUUUGUCACAGAUUCUUCCAAUUUUAUGUGUAGACACCUAUUGGGCAUCUGUACCAGUUGACCCUAAUUAGGUCAAGUGUGACCUUAUUUUGAGCUAGUUAUCAAGUUUACAGAGGUGAAACUGUUAAAAUUGUCAUUGAUAGUGCCACAUUUUGUCUUUUUAAAAAGUCAAUUAAACCUCAAUGUCUCAUUUCAUCUACCACUAAAUGAUUUCCAGGUGAGCACAAUGUCCCCAGGACAUUUCUAUAGUGGACACUGUAUUUUUGCAAUUAUCCAUAAAUGUAAAAAAACCUGAAUAUGAAAGGUACUGCAUGCUAAUAUUAAUAGAUACCUGUGUAUAUAUGUAUAUAUCAAUACAUAUAAUCUAAUAUGUCGACUCUCAGAUUGCAAAGACAUUGUUUAAUACUACACCAGAGGCUGUGGGUUGCGAUUCUGUGCAUUGUGUCAUGGUCCUUCUAUGCUGCUUGUGGAACUGUGAUAUGCAAAAAUUAGUGAAUUCUUGCACUGCAAAAAUUAGUGAUAUCUUGCACAACUUGAAGUUUUUAAAUAUUGUUUGAAAAAAUGGCUGUGAAGAGAUGAAGGUGUGUAGGUGAUGGUUGAUAGAGUUAUGUGUGUAUAGCUAGCUCAAUGAUUUGCAGAUUUUAUCCAAGGGGUGAUAAUUGACUCAUUGUAUCUGUCUGUUUUUACCAUUCAAACAGCAGGCCUCAAAAUGCCAUGGUAGGUUUGAACACAUAAACCUUUCAAGGACACCUGGAGUGAGAUUUGGAUCUUUUAUCUGUAAAAAGGAAUGACUAGACUGCAGUGUAUCGAGGUUUCAGUCAGAAUUAUUUUUAGGCGUGACGUUUACACGCGGUGCAUGUAGUGUGGUCUACCAUCUUCAUUUUCAUGUUAUAAGGGAGAAUCUAAAUAAUGACACUUUUCCAUUCCUUAAAUGGAAGAAAAUCAGUAUUUGUAGAGCAUAAUAUGAUGAUUUAAAUACGUUUAGAAAAGAAAUAUGUGCUUAGAAUGUAAUAUAGAAUGAUACAUUUGAGUUCACACAGCACAAGUUAUACUAUUCAUUGGUUAUAGAAACAUCGCGGGAAUAUUUUCCAGUCACUUUGAAAAGACAGUCCUUAAAAGGUUGAAUGUGUUCCAAGUCACUCUCUUUUUAUUUCAUUAGUUACUUGAAAGUGAGAUAAAUUAUGUUUGUUGAAGACUUCUUAGGUUAUUUUGACGAAUGGUGGGAGACAACACUUUGAUAUGUCGCACAAUUCAAUAUUUGUGAAUGAAACAGUUAGGUUAAACCCUUUUGUUGCAGAUGACGUGCGUAGCAUGUCAUGCACAUGUUCCAAUCAAUGGCGAGUGACGUGCCUAGCACGUCAUGUCCUACAUCAAUUUUUACUUAUUAGCACUUGGCCGCAGCCUCUCUGAACAUGCCAAACAGACUGGAAAAAGAUGGUUGCAAAUACUAUAGAUAGUGACACUUUUGAAUAUUAUUUGUCUGUUCCUCGCUGUGCACCGACUGGCACAGGGUGAAAAAUUCCUUCCAUGGCUGAAGGGUUAAGACCCGGUAUGCUUGGCCUUGAAGAUGUUUGCAUGAUAAUAGAAGUUACCCCCUUUUUACCCCUUCAUUACACUUUUAUUUCAUUAAUCACAGAUAGCGCUGUGUCAAUCAAAGUUAAGGUCGGUAAGCCUAGAGCAUUAUUUUAAAAGCUUUAAUUUCAUUGCAAUGAGUUGAUGGGGGGGGGGGUUGAUAUUCAGCUAAAAGGUUUGUUGGGAAAUUCUAAAGCAUCUUAAUAUGAACAUCUUAUCGAAGAAGCUUGGCUAUCAAAUUAUCUUUUUUGGUUUGUAAACCUCAGAAUUUUCAUACUGGUUUAUUUCGUCAAUUUCGCCGUCAAUUUCGCAAAAAUCUACGAAACAAAUUUACAUAUUCACGGUUUUUAUUUUGGGGGGACAUUAUGGUUUCUUCCACUUUUCUAGUUAAAAAAUAUAGUUUCAGAAUCUUUGUUUUUGCGAAUUGGGGUUUUUCGCAAAAUCUGUGAUAACUGAAUGCCUGUAUGUCAUCGGCACUCGUCGCUGAAUAAAACUAUAAAUAUUCAUGCAUCCAGGUGUAUUAUAAAUCGGACAGUUUAUAAAUAACCUGAUAACAUUGGAUAUUUGUAAAGACUUUCCUUCACAAGCUCUCUGAUUCUCCUGAACCCUUGGUCACAGUGCCAAAACCAUCAGUUCGGCGAAAACAUGUUAAUGAUCUACAGGAUUGAUCCCAUCAAGGACCCCUCCAGGCCAAUGGUUGCACAAAUUGGAUACUCAGGAUGAAAAUCCAACCUGAGGAUGAAUCCUCACCCUGCCCACAGAGAGUAACGAUGGAGCUAAGACAAGAAGAUGUAGCAGAUAUGGAUCACAUCUUGGAAGAAUGUCCUCUGAUUACCAGCCAAGGGAAGGCCUGGCAAGACUCCACAGAAAUCUACAUCUCUCCAAGAGAAGCUAUGGGGAACAGAGAUAUUUGCAGUGGAAUGCAAAUGAGGAGAUGUAUUGAAGUGAAAGUGUACAUCAGGGGUUUUCAGAGCUUUUGAGGGCGACAUUUUACGGCCAUUGAUAUCCUGGCCUAUUUCAAGCCUGACAGCGCUCCGAGGAAGUGAUUGUAGUGUGUCCCACUUGUCCCAAUGACAAUGACAAACUGGACAAACACGGAGUGACGGGACAAACCUGUCUAUCACAAACCAUGUGACGACUGCACAGCGUGUUACGACUGAGAGACUGAAAACUUCCACAAAGCAAGAUUUCUUGGGCAGCGCCGAUCAAAUUCAUGUACGCUAGGAAGCAUCCUGUCAUGAACACUGCAAAACGCUAGGAGGCCAUCCACAUCAGGUUUGUUUAUGCUACUCUCAAUCGGGAUGGAGAAUCGGGAUCAAUCGGGAUGGGAUGGAGAAGGAUAACACCUUUCCAUUGUCUGCAACCUCCUUCUCAAGUCACAAGUAAGAGGAGCCAGCCACACUUGGUACUUAAAUCUCCCACCUGAGCCAUCUGGAUAUGACACCAAUACCACAGACAGGAUAAUGUGACCAAGGGUUCGAAAGAAUCUAAAAGCUUUUGAAAGCGAGUCUUUACAUAUAUCUAGAGUUGUCAUGUUAUAAACUGACCAAAUCAACAAUUAGUGCCAAUUUGUAAAUACAACAUGUAUAAUAUGUAUAUAGUUGCUAUAUUUUUAUCAUAAGUUAUGACUUUUUUUCAUUCAUUAGGUUUUUUGGGCGUUAUUCAUUGAGUGCUGGUAGAUUGUUAUGCAUAUAUUUAAGUUUAUAAACAUAUAUAUUCAAGAGCAUUUAUUAAACAAGACUUUUUCCGACCUUUUCCGAUAUCUAGGGACUCGGUGAUGGGCUUGGGCAUGAAUUGUUACCCAUUGUUGAGACAGGGUUCCCAUGCCUCAGUUAAUUCAAAUUAUUGCAAAGCAGAAUCUGAGGCAAGUUCUAACCAACAGAGACUUCUGACAGAAACCGUCUAAAAAGCGUAACCAAAAUAACUGAGUGUAGGGGCGGGGGUGGGGUAGAUUCAUAUGAUGACUUUUGGAAAAUGAAAUAAGUGUGACUUUUUAUCUUGGUCGAACUGCUCCAGAAACUUCUUUGGCAAUCUGAAAGUUUUAACACUUGAAUUUACGUCAAAAGUUAAUUUUGAGUUUAGAUCUGAUGAUUGAUUAGAAACUGUUGUUACUUAGCUUAAACCAACGUGAGUACCAAUUCAAAUUUUGUGUGUUCUCACAAGUAGCUGUUUGACAGCUUUGGUAAGUUUAUAUACCAUUUGUUGAUAUAAAUUUGAUUUUAAAUUAGGUGAUGGAUGGCCAACUGUACUUAACUUUGCUAAAAGCAACAAGUGCUAACACAAAUUUUGUGUUUUCUUACAAGAAGCUGUUUGACAGCCUUGGUAUUAAGUUUGUAUACCAUUUGUUGAUAUAAAUUUGAUUUUAAAUUAGGUGAUGGAUGGCCAACUGUUCUUAACUUUGCUAAAACCAACAAGUGCUAACAGAAAUUUUGUGUUUUCUUACAAGAAGCUGUUUGACAGCCUUGGUUAGUUUAUAUACCAUUUGUUGAUUUAAAUUUGAUUUUAACUUAGGUGAUGGAUGGCCAACUGUACUUAUAACUUUGCUAAAAGCAACCAGUGCCAACACGAAUUUUGCGUUUUCUUACAAAAAGCUGUUCAACAGGCUUGGUAUAAAGUUUUUAUACCAUUUGGUAUCACUAGUAAUUGGUUUGAUGAGAAUGACCUUUUCAAACGAAUGAUGGUCAAUUUCUGUGAUUUAAAAGUCUCAAAGGAAGACUAUAGGCAGAUAUCAGGUAGGCCAGAUUAAGUUAGACAGAGUCGCCAACAGGUGUCUCUUUUAUCUCACAAUACAACAAAACAGUGCACGCAUGGAUGGGAAAUAUGAUUAUUGCUGAAUCAAACAAACCUUGAGCCCCUAGUGUGCAUAGUCGCAUGAACACUACCAGUUUAGCCCCUUACUCCUGCCUAAAGUCCCCCUUUCACACUAUGUAUUACAGAAUAUAGUCUUUAUUAAUUCUUGAUAUUACUCUAUUCUCGGUUUUAAACGACCAGUCCGUUGGCCAUGCCCCUAUCCACGAUUAUAAUACUGCAUAGCCACAUUCAUGAAUGGAGGCAUGUUUUCAAGCGCGAAUUCUGUCUGGAUUGGCUAGUUCAGCAAUGAAUUGACAGAUUUGACGUAACCGGCUGGUCAUCAUUCUGGUAUUCUAACCAAUCACUAGUAAUCGUCAUCAUUUAUUCAAUAAGCAGCUAAGAUAAGAUUACACACUGCGGGCCUAUGCUCCGAAUUGGCCUGAGCGUUAUAGCAAUGCUAAAUUAUGAUCGCCUCAUUGUUGAAAAGGGGCUGGACAAAUUACACGCUAAACUGGUCGUAAAGUAUAUAUAUAUAUAAACCGAGAGUAAAGUAUGUAUAGGAAUACUUAGCCUUUGAAGAGUCUGUUGGAUCAAGCAAAAUCUUUGUUGAUAAGAUUCCAUAACCAAUUGCUGCAGUAUUGUGCUUUAGUAAAAAAAUGUGUAUUUGUAAAAAUGGAAUAAAAUACAGUUUGACGAAUUAAUGUUCCUGUUAUUCCUGUGUGGGGUUGCAUGGGGUAAUAGUGCAGUCAAAGCCAACAGUAAAAUUUCAUAGCUUCAUGAACCAGUAGAAUAUAUUUUCAUGCCAAUAGCAUACCUCAAAAAUUCU